Engraulis encrasicolus (European anchovy) is the source of this 2208-nucleotide messenger RNA. It is a transcript of the gene pdss1, whose product is annotated as prenyl (decaprenyl) diphosphate synthase, subunit 1. Gene Ontology annotation, biological process: isoprenoid biosynthetic process; ubiquinone biosynthetic process. The record is from RefSeq and is a predicted model, not a curated record. Lineage: Eukaryota; Metazoa; Chordata; Actinopteri; Clupeiformes; Engraulidae. Gene Ontology annotation, molecular function: prenyltransferase activity. The coding region runs from base 67 to 1314 and encodes 415 amino acids. Gene Ontology annotation, cellular component: transferase complex; mitochondrion. The transcript is spliced from 11 exons.
GUUCCGGUUCCUGCGGAACAUUUUGUAAUAACCUGUUAUGGGAAUGCAUGGCAGGGCGGUAGAAACAUGGCGGUAUCGUGGAGGCAGUUGUGGAGGAGGAAUGCGGGGUCUACCGGCAUUAUUUUACUUGAAUCAUUUUGUGGAACAAAUAGCAGAAGACCCGUGUCCAUCGCCGCCUCAGCAAUACGGAGGACCGACCUAGCUGACCAGGAACAGACUACAAGCAGGCCUGUGGUUUUAAAGACGGUUACAUCAAACAUUCUGUCAAGGCACAAGUCAAGACUUUUAGACUACUCCCCCAGAGUUUGCAGCUGCAGACGGAUACACAGUGAUGCCAAAUUAAAAGACCCAUUUUCUCUCGCCCAAAAUGACUUGAAAAAUUUGUAUGAGGAUAUUAAAAAGGAGCUUUUUGUCUCGAAGACUGAGCUGAACGCCCUGUGUGAUUACUAUUUCGAUGGGAAGGGCAAAGCCUUCCGACCCAUGAUCGUGGUGCUAAUGGCCCGGGCCUGUAACAUACACAGCGACAGAGCUGGAGAGCUCCUACCCGCUCAGCGCUCCAUAGCCAUGAUCUCAGAGAUGAUCCACACUGCUAGCCUGGUGCACGAUGACGUCAUCGAUGGCUCCGACAAGAGGCGGGGGAAGACCACCAUCAACGAGGUGUGGGGGGAGAAAAAGGCCAUCCUGGCUGGGGAUUUCAUCCUCUCGGUUUCCUCUAUGGCGCUGGCGAGGAUCGGCAACAACGCUGUGGUGUCAGUGCUUUCCCAGGUCAUCGAGGAUCUGGUCAGAGGUGAAUUCAUGCAGCUGGGCUCCAAGGAGAACGAGAACGAGCGCUUCAAACACUACCUCGAGAAAACAUUCAAGAAGACGGCGAGCCUGAUCGCCAACAGCUGUAAAGCAGUCUCAAUAUUAGUGAACUCUGACCCAGAGGUGCAUGAAAUCGCCUUCCAGUAUGGGAGAAAUGUGGGCAUCGCAUUUCAGCUGGUAGAUGAUGUGCUGGACUUCACAUCGUGUGCCAACCAGUUGGGUAAGCCCUCCGCAGCAGACCUCAGGCUUGGCCUGGCCACCGGCCCCGUCUUAUUUGCAUGUCAGCAGUUCCCCGAGCUGCAUGCCAUGAUCAUGAGACGCUUCAGUUCCAACGGUGAUGUGGACCGCGCCUGGCAGUAUGUCAUGGAGAGUGAUGGCGUAGAGCAGACUAACUACCUCGCCCAGCGCUACUGCCAGGAGGCCAUCAGGCAGAUCAGCCGACUGCGGCCCUCGCCAGAACGGGACGCCCUCAUCCGUCUCACAGAGAUGGUCCUGACCCGAGACAAGUGAUCCCCGGCCACCCCGUUCAUCUCCUUUCCCCUCACCUCACCUCACCUCCCAGGGACCCCACCACCACCACCACCACCACCACCACCGCCGACCAGAGGUGUCAGUCUCGUGUUCAGGAAGUAGAAACCCUGCCAACAGAUUUGAUCCAAAAAGCUCUGAAUCAGAUGAUGGCUAUGAGCACUCCAGACCAGCGAUCUCCGAGCAAAGUCACCUGCGUCUGAAGGAACCUGUGGCAGCUUGGACUUUCUGAACUCUGAACUGACACCUAUGUUAACGACCAUCUCCAAAUGAUGGGUGCCCUCUCAGGCAGCUAUGCCUCUAGAUAACCACUAGGGGCGGUGUAGAGCAGAAAAGAUGUUGAGGAUGAGGUGGUUACAUUACCGAAAAGGUUCCUUCCAUCAUACAACACUUAAAAAGAGAAUGCAGAGGUUCACAAAGAGUAAAAAAGAGAUGAGAUAUAUUUACACUGUUCUCAAUUGUAUGCUUUUAACUGUACUGUAUAAGCAGAUCUCUGUCUCCCUUCAACGUUUCACCAAGUAGUGGUGGAUGGCGGCAUAAUGUCUGUGCUACGCCUGGAUGGGGGGGGGCGAUGUCUGUAUUUUUAAAAGUUCAUUACUGAUUCCAAACAUGAUGUUGCAAGUGCAGGCAUCACCAUGAUUUCAGUGUACAUACGCCUAUGUCUGUAUGUGGUUGCCCCGAUAUUUAUCCACACCACAACUGAAAAUAAUGUACAUAAAAAGGCCAAACUAAAAAAAAGCAACCGCUAGUCCAAUGGAGGAUGUUGUUUUGUAUGUACUUUUUCUGUAAGUGCUCAACAGCAACCACCAAGGCCUUAAAAAUCAAUUAAGAUCUAUGUACACAGAAAAAUAAAAAAAACAAUAUUUUUUAAGUUAA